This is a messenger RNA of Acomys russatus (golden spiny mouse), 1425 nucleotides long. RefSeq names its product RNA binding motif protein 48 (gene Rbm48). NCBI's taxonomy places the organism in Eukaryota, Metazoa, Chordata, Mammalia, Rodentia, Muridae. Bases 172 to 1275 code for a protein of 367 amino acids. The transcript has 5 exons. Gene Ontology annotation, cellular component: nucleoplasm. Gene Ontology annotation, molecular function: nucleic acid binding. The record is from RefSeq and is a predicted model, not a curated record.
CUCUAGGGGGCGGCACGGGGCUCACCGAACCCUCGCUCUCAGGAAACGAUUGUCGAUGCGGUCGAUUCUCCAGCCAAUCCUAGCACGCUCGACCCAUCCUGCUCUCCUAUUGGGCACAGAGAAGGGAGUCCGGCGGAUGUUGUUGUGACGCGGAGGGCUGCCGCCGGCAAGAUGGCGUGUAGUGAUGGGAAGCCGGGAAGCGUCUUCGACCACCACGUCCAGACGGUUGUGUGUGACUCCCGGGCCAAAUACCGGGAGGGCCGGCGCCCUCGCGCGGUCAAGGUGUAUACAAUUAACUUGGAAUCUCGGUACUUAUUAAUACAAGGAGUUCCUGCAGUGGGAGCCAUGAAGGAAUUAGUGGAGCGAUUUGCUCUGUAUGGUGAGAUUGAACAGUAUAAUCCUCUAGAUGAAUACCCAGCAGAAGAUUUUACAGAAGUUUAUCUCAUUAAAUUUGUGAGAUUACAAAGCGCAAGGGUAGCUAAGAAAAAGAUGGAUGAACAGAGUUUCUUUGGUGGGUUACUCCAUGUGUGCUAUGCUCCAGAAUUUGAGACAAUUGAAGAAACUAGAAAAAAGUUAGAAGAAAGAAGGGCUUAUAUUGCAAGAGUUACUAAAAACAAAGACUAUUACAUGACAAAAAGGAAACCAGUUCCAGAGCCAAAAGGAACAGAAGAUUCCAGACAAGAUUUCCAUCCACAUACACCUGGAUUUUGGACUCCUGCUGCCAACGGUUCCCCUGGGAACUCAAGUCCUUGUCUUCCUUAUUCUUGUGAGUUGCCUCUGUGCUAUUUUGCCUCCAGAAGCACAUGUUCACCUGGGGAAGACGUGGAAGGAGCGUCAGACUCCUGGACCGGUGCUAGGAACCAUAGUGACCUCCGGAAGCAUCGUGACUGCAGUGCCUUUCCCCCGGAACCACAGACAAACACUUACAAAGACUCAGUGCCCUGCUCCAGUGUGCAGGGAGCCGCUGCUACCUCACAAGCCGUCGGUAGGUUUAUGCCUAGGACAACGCAGCUGCAGCAGAGGAAAAGACGACGAGACUGUGAUCGUGAACUUGGAACUUUCCUUGAAACAAACACAAGCAGUAAUGACGUCUUGAUUGGACCUAAGUUACCAGAUAUUCCCACGGUGGAUCUGCAGGACGACUCCUUGAAUGCAACAGCAAACUUAAUUCGGAAUAAACUUAAAGAGGUGAUUUCAUCCGUGCCAAAGCCUCCAGAGGACAAAUCAGAAGACACAUCUACAAGUCACCCACGAAAACAAAGAAGGAGGAUAUAGCUUGCCAGCGGGGGAGGGGCGGUUUUCUCUUUCCUUUCCUCUUUUGAGUCAGGGUCUCACUGGGCAGCCCCAGCUAUCCUGGAACUCACUGGUGUAGACCAGGCUGGCCCCAGGCUUCUGCCCUCUGCAUGCUGGGAUUAAAGGUGUGCC